ACCGGGCCGGAUGGGGGUCCCGCCGCCCCUGCCGCCCCCGGUGGCCCCGAUCCUGCUCUUCUUGCUCAGCUUGGCGGGGAGCGGCGCGCCUGGAGACGGCGGAGAGGAAAACAAGGUGGUUUUCACGGACACCAACAGAGUCUAUAGUCUGAAUUUUCCGGGCAACAGCAGACCACACCGCCUAACCGGGGCAGCGUAUGGGGAGUAUGGAUACUGGCCUCCGCAGCACGGCCCCCACAGCCUGAAGGUCUCACAGAAGUUAUUCCGGCGCUGGGAUGGCGACCGGAAGCUGGGGGUGUCAGGCAGGCAACGGCGGGCGAUUCGGUGGCUGGGACGCCUCCUUUAUCCACGGAUGGCCAUGGACGGCAGCCGGAAUUUGGGUCCAGGUGGGGCGGGCGCCCCCCCGCCUGCUGCCGCUAUCAGCUUUCGAGACGAGAGAGAGGACAUCCCUAAGCCAGGCAACCCUGGGCAGGCCCAGCUCAACGCUACGGCUCACUUGAGCUUCCAGCCCUCACUUGCCUUCCGACCCUCACUUGCCAUCCCACCCAGCAAAGCAGGGACAGCCCAGAAGACUGGCUGUCAGUGUCCGGACCAAGGACUCAGCCAAGCCCAGGACCAGCCGGGGCAGGGAGUGCAGGGUCAGCGGUCAGCGGGGGUCCGCUUCCCCACCCCCCGCACGGAAGAGGCGGCCUGGGCAGCCAGCGCCCUCACUUUCCUGCUGGUGGUGCUGACGCUGGCCGUCCUGUACGCCCGGCUCCAUCGCAGGUGCCACCGCAGCCGGAGUCUCUACUGGACGGUUCAUGGCGAGGAGGGGCGCGACACGGUCGCGGCUAUCGUCAAACGCCGCCUCCUCUCCGCGCCGGGGAGGCGCAAGAAGCGGCCACGGCAGCAGCAGCAGCAGCAGCAAAGGCCGCUUCUGCCAACCACCUCCAGCGAGAGCUCCGCGUGAGAUCCGGACCCGUGCAGCGGAGACGUUUGGGACAGGUCUCUGCCCACGGAGGGAGGGAGGGAAGAGGCUAUCGCUGGGUGUAGGACAGCAAUCGCUAGCAGCCCUGAAGCCCUCGGGCGCUGCUGGUCUUCCGAGGAGCGGGCUUCCUCACUUUGGACUCUCUGCGUUUUCCAA
Elgaria multicarinata webbii is the source of this 1123-nucleotide messenger RNA. It is a transcript of the gene TP53I13, whose product is annotated as tumor protein p53 inducible protein 13. The transcript is spliced from 5 exons. The coding region runs from base 11 to 949 and encodes 312 amino acids. The record is from RefSeq and is a predicted model, not a curated record. Lineage: Eukaryota; Metazoa; Chordata; Lepidosauria; Squamata; Anguidae. Gene Ontology annotation, cellular component: cytoplasm.